This is a messenger RNA of Monopterus albus (swamp eel), 1849 nucleotides long. RefSeq names its product putative fibroblast growth factor 1. The record is from RefSeq and is a predicted model, not a curated record. Gene Ontology annotation, molecular function: growth factor activity. Bases 141 to 599 code for a protein of 152 amino acids. The transcript is spliced from 4 exons. Lineage: Eukaryota; Metazoa; Chordata; Actinopteri; Synbranchiformes; Synbranchidae.
CCCUGCUGCUCAGAACAUAGAUUACACUGUGGCUUUUAAAUUGGCGCGAUUGGUUUUUUGGAUAAGCUGUUGAAGACGCAGACAGUCCAAGGGCACAGGGACAUCACUCUGCUUCAUCCGAGCUUCAAACUCUCUGUAGGAUGUCUGAGGGAGAUGUUACAGUGCUCCCACUGGGACUUGCCUCUCUGUCCCUGUCCAGGCAGGAGCACCAGAUGCUGAAAAGGCUCUACAGCUGGAAUGGAGGAUAUCACCUGAGGAUUUUACCAGAUGGAAGUGUGACUGGUGGGAGGCAGGAAAAUGAUCCUUACGACAUCCUCAAGCUUAAGGCAGUGAGUGUGGGAGUGGUGGUCAUUAAGGGUGAGAAGACAGGAAGGUACUUCGCCAUGAACAAAAACGGGCACCUCUAUGGAUCACAAGAACUGAAUGAUGAGUGUUACUUCCUUGAGAAGUAUGAAGAAAACCACUACAGCACAUAUCGCUCUCAGAAAUACAACUGGUAUGUUGCACUGAAGAGGAACGGACAACCUAAAGCAGGACCAGACACCCACCAGGGUCAGAAGGCCAUCUUCUUCCUGCCAAGGCCUGCAGGCAACAUGUAAAGCAAGACAACACUAGGAACCACAGACACGCUCACUGAAGUCUUACAUGCACAUUAAUAGUGUAACGUUACACUGGGCAAAGUAGCCUAUUUAAAGGUCAAGGGAAAUCUAUAUGUUAGGCCGGUAAAGCCUGAGGCAAACACAUAAUGCUGUUUUUACACUUAGUUAAUACCAAGUCUGUAUAUUCCUCUUGUUUAGGCAGGAAUCAAGCAACUCCAGCAGGUGUAAGCAGCUUAUACAUGAGCAUCACAGAGAUAAUAUCCCAAACACCUUCUGCUUAUAAGCACAUGCAUACUUUCUCAGAGCAAACAUGCAACAUGCAGUGUCAGUGCACGCCAGAACGUCGCUUUGAACCCUGGCAUGACAUACCACUGCUAGAAGACAGCAAAGAACCUGUGAAGUGAGAAGAAAGAAAAAAAAAAGCUGACCAUGUGGUGUGGAAUUCAAACUCAUGCAAAGGUUAUCAAGUUGUACACUACAGGGAAUACUAGCUUAGUGGCUCUUCAGCAGGGUGGAUGUUUGCUACUUUACUUUUAACUAAGCCCGUUUAAUACCCGUUUCUGCAGCCACUUGACUUCUAUGUGGAACUAUGUCAGCAUUUUCAAAAAUGUCGUUUUAUGUAAACGAUCAAAUCUGCACAAAAAACUUUAUUUACACAACAUUAGAAAUCUCCUGAGAGUAAAACAAAUCAAUUCCAAGCUAUCAGUAUCAAAGUGUCCCAACAAGAGUUACAGUUUUCCACGGCAACAUGGAAACAUUUGUACGAUUGUAUACAGUAACUAUACGGUAUGAAUAUAUUGUUACUACUUGUGGUUAGGUCUUGAAGGUAGAUGUUAGAUCUUUGUUUCAGUAAUUAGAAACAAUUUAACAUUUGUUGGUGGCAAAUGCUCAACUAUUUGAUACACACACACACACACACACAAACUGACCUUUCUGUCAAGGACUAUAGGUGUUACAAAAACUUCUUUUCACUAGGCUCAUAGUCCAGUAGAGGUUUCUGCAAGCAUAUUUCUUUUGCUUUACUGAGACACACGUUACUGUGAACUCAUACUAGGCUAAAUUACAUAGUCAGUGUUUAUUUAUGUUUUAUUGUGAAAUGUACUCUCACUGAAUAUUGUAAACAGUUUCAAAAUAAGUUAUACAUAUACUGUACACUGAACAAGCAAAAGUUAAUGUGAACACCUUAUCACAAAGUAAUACAUAUUAUAUUAAGUCUAUUUAAAUCUGUAUUGUAACCCAUGGAUACAUUG